Molecule: messenger RNA, 2849 nt
Organism: Alosa sapidissima (American shad)
Lineage: Eukaryota; Metazoa; Chordata; Actinopteri; Clupeiformes; Clupeidae
Gene: trmt1
Product: tRNA methyltransferase 1
Exons: 16
Coding region: 363-2381 (672 amino acids)
Biological process (GO): tRNA N2-guanine methylation
Cellular component (GO): nucleus
Molecular function (GO): metal ion binding; RNA binding
Source: RefSeq, a predicted model, not a curated record
UUCUCUUCGAGGAUUCUACUCUGUAUAGGGUGAAUGACUCCUUGUCCUAUGUCCUUACAUUACACCACAUUGCUUUCCAUCUAUCGGCACUGCGCCGAGCGUGGGUGUCACGUCAUUAUGAGUUUCGCGUUUUGCUGUGCGGCUCACUUGCCGUAGUUCAUGUCCACCUACACAUCCAUGUGGAGCUAAAUGCUACACUUACUUACCGUAAUAACACACAGGUGGGACAUUGCGGGGAUUAAACAGUAGGCCUACCGCUCAGAAAUUCCUAGCGUCAUUUGCAUGUGUAUGUGCAAAGAUAACUGGAACAACAUCUUUGAUUAGCGGUUUUUUGCGCAAGACAAGAGCUGGGGGUGCCUUCUAUGCUGCCAAAAGUCGCCCAGCUGCUGUGCUUAACCGCGGUGAGGGUUUCCCUUCAAGACUUGAGAAAAGUCUCUUUCAGGGGACUGAGGACUAUGGAAGUUUUAAAAACAUCUCUGAACAUCAACACCUCCGAUGGGACAGGGGCACCCGUGGAUAGUGUGACGACCACCUCUCCAGCCAAUGACAAUCAAACUGGCACCUUAGAAGCCGGUCUGUUACCAGGGGAAACAGUGGUGAGGGAGGGCAAGGCAGCUAUUUUGUUUCCUAGUGCCAAUGAAGUUUUCUACAACCCUGUCCAGGAGUUUAACCGAGACUUGACAUGUGCGGUAAUCACUGAGUACGCCCGGGAGCAGCUGGCCCAGAAGGGGGUGCGGAUUGUAGUACCAGGCGAGAAGGACCGCGUGGUGGUGUGCCUGUCUGAAGACCAACAGUCCUCAGAGAACCAGGAGUCGACAGAGCAGCAGCAGAAGGAUGACGAGACGGAGAAGGAGAAGUGCGGGGACAAGACAGAGGUGGAGAGUGUCAUCACAGCCUCUGUUGGCCAGCGCUGUGAGCAAGGCUUGCGUGUGCUGGAGGGCUUGGCGGCGUCGGGCCUGCGGUCGGUGCGCUUUGCGCUGGAGGUUCCGGGCCUCCAGAGCAUCACGGCCAACGACUUCUCCGCCAAAGCAGCGGCACUCAUCGCCCGCAACGCAGAGCACAACGGUGUGGCUCACCUGGUGCAGGCCAGCCAGAGGGACGCCAGCAUGGUGAUGUAUGAAGCCAGGGGUAAGAAGCAGCGCUUUGACGUCAUUGACCUGGACCCUUAUGGUAGUCCCUCUCCCUUCCUGGAUGCUGCAGUGCAGGCGGUCAGUGAAGGAGGCCUGCUCUGCAUCACCUGCACAGACAUGGCCGUCAUGGCCGGCAACAGUGGAGAGACAUGUUACAGCAAAUAUACCUCCGUGUCCAUCAAGUCAAGGUUCUGUCAUGAGAUGGCAUUGCGUAUCAUCCUGCACAGCCUUGACCAACGGGCGAACGUGUACCAGCGCUACAUCGAGCCGCUCCUCAGCGUCAGUGUGGACUUCUACAUCCGCGUGUUCGUCAGGGUGCGCACGGGCCAAGCCAAGGUCAAGGACUCCGCCAGUAAGCAGGCCCUGGUGUAUAACUGUGUGGGAUGCGGCUCCUUCCACCUGCAGAGGAUGGGCAAAAGAAUGAGCCACGGCAAAAAUCGUCCUUUACUGUGUUUCAGUAUGAAGUACUCUGCAGCCACAGGGCCUCCUGUGGGACCCAACUGUGAGCACUGUGGCCAGAGACAUCAGCUCGGAGGGCCCAUCUGGGCAGAACCACUCCAUGAUGUAGAGUUUGUCCAGAAGGUUCUGUCAGCCGUGUCGGGAAACCCGUCCCGCUUCGGAACGUCCAAACGCAUCGAGGGCAUGCUCAGCAUGAUGACCGAGGAGCUCCCAGAUGUCCCUCUGUACUACACGCUGGACCACCUCAGCAGCACGAUGCACUGCAACACUCCGGCCAUGCUGCAGUUCAGGUCCGCCCUCCUCCACGCUGGCCACAGAGUGUCCCUGUCUCACGCCUGCAAGAACGCGGUGAAGACGGACGCCCCGCCCGGCGUCCUCUGGGACAUCAUGCGCUGCUGGGAGAAGGCCAACCCAGUGAAACGGGAGAGGCUGUCGGAGACGAGCCCGGCGUCCCGCAUCCUCUCCACUGAGCCCACUCUGCAGGCGUGCUUUGAUGUCCGGGAGGACGCCAAUCCCCAGUCUCGCCGGCGCCACCUGGUGCGCUUUCAGGAGAACCCACAAGCCAACUGGGGCCCCAAAGCACGGGCCAAAGCUGGUGGCGGCAUUUCCACCGAGCUGGAGGACAAGAGGAAGCAGUUCCAGGGGAAGAGGAAGAACCAGAUCACAGACUUGUCCCAGCUUAAGAACGUCCCCUGCAAGAGGUUCAGGAAGGGCACAUGCACACAUGGAGAGAAAUGCUGUUAUUCUCACGAGCUGGAGUCGGUGCCCGGUGAAGCUGAGAAGAUGGAAUGAGGGGGACACAGUGGACUACACACACACACACACACACACACACGCACGCACGCACACACAAACACGCAACACUUAUUUCACGUACACAUGCUCCUCUGUCCUCAAUGACGGCAUGGCCUGCUUAUGACUGCGUUUCCCGGAAUCCCUCAUUCUACGGGCAGCAGCUCAAACAAAGAUGUUGGCCUAUACUCAUACUGUAGUUAAUCAUUCAGCUUGCGUGUGUAUGCCGACCACUGACAGCACAGAAUUUCCAUGGGUGUAAGCAGCCAGGAAGAGGAACUGUCCAUCUCGGAUGCAUGUUGUGAAAUAGAGAGGAUGGAAGAGUCUUUAUUUUGGAACGAGCUAUAUGUUGUCACAUGUACAGAAAGGGGAUUAUGGUGUUUGAUUGUAGUUCCCCGUUUUUAUUAUUUUUUUUUUCUCGUUUUAAUUCCUUUUAAAAUCUGCAAAUAAAACCCCCCUGCUCUCUUC